GAUGACGUUACGGGCGGGUGACGCAGGGCGGGCCGCGCCGCGCGCCUCCGGGGCCUGAGGCGGCCGUUGUUCACGUUCCCUGCAGGGCGCCCGUAGGCCGCGGCCCGCGCCGGGGACCGGAACCCCCAUGUGAGAGGUGGCCGGUGAGGCGGGGGCGGCCGGGGGACCCGCCGCUGCCACCGGAGACAAUGACAUCGCGGAGAUGGUUUCAUCCAAACAUUACUGGGGUGGAGGCAGAAAACCUGCUGUUAACAAGAGGCGUGGAUGGCAGCUUUUUGGCCCGGCCCAGCAAAAGUAACCCAGGAGACUUCACACUCUCUGUUAGACGAACUGGAGCUGUCACCCACAUCAAGAUCCAGAACACGGGAGACUACUAUGACCUCUAUGGAGGAGAGAAGUUUGCUACAUUGGCUGAGUUAGUCCAGUAUUACAUGGAACAUCAUGGGCAGCUCAAGGAAAAGAAUGGAGAUGUGAUAGAGCUGAAAUACCCACUGAACUGUGCUGAUCCUACAUCUGAAAGGUGGUUUCAUGGGCAUCUCUCUGGAAGAGAAGCUGAAAAACUAUUAACAGAAAAAGGAAAACAUGGAAGCUUUCUUGUGCGUGAGAGUCAAAGCCACCCUGGGGACUUUGUUCUUUCUGUCCGGACAGGAGAUGAUAAAGGAGAGAGUAAUGAUGGGAAAUCUAAAGUGACACAUGUCAUGAUUCACUGCCAGGAUCUAAAAUACGAUGUUGGUGGAGGGGAGAAAUUUGACUCUCUGACAGAUCUGGUGGAACAUUACAAGAAGAACCCUAUGGUAGAAACUUUGGGCACAGUGUUGCAACUCAAGCAGCCACUGAAUACCACCCGUAUUAACGCUGCAGAGAUCGAGAGCAGAGUGCGAGAGCUAAGCAAGCUGGCAGAGACUACAGAUAAAGUCAAGCAGGGCUUCUGGGAAGAAUUUGAGACCCUGCAGCAGCAAGAAUGCAAACUUCUCUAUAGUCGUAAAGAAGGUCAGCGCCAGGAGAACAAGAACAAAAAUAGAUACAAAAACAUUUUACCCUUUGAUCAUACCAGAGUUGUUCUACAUGAUGGUGAUCCGAAUGAGCCUGUUUCAGACUAUAUCAAUGCUAAUAUUAUUAUGCCUGAGUUUGAAACCAAGUGCAACAACUCGAAGCCAAAAAAAAGCUACAUUGCUACUCAAGGUUGCCUACAGAAUACAGUGAAUGACUUCUGGAGGAUGGUGUUCCAGGAGAAUUCUCGAGUUAUUGUUAUGACAACAAAAGAAGUUGAAAGAGGAAAGAGUAAGUGCGUCAAGUACUGGCCUGAUGAAUAUUCCCUAAAGGAGUACGGAGUUAUGCGUGUCAGGAAUGUUAAGGAGAGUGCAGCACACGAUUACACGCUAAGAGAACUUAAGCUUUCUAAAGUUGGACAAGGGAACACAGAGAGAACAGUCUGGCAAUAUCACUUCAGGACUUGGCCUGAUCAUGGAGUCCCAAGUGACCCUGGUGGUGUACUAGACUUUCUAGAGGAGGUGCACCAUAAGCAGGAGAGCAUUUCUGAUGCAGGACCAGUUGUGGUCCACUGCAGUGCUGGGAUUGGGCGAACAGGAACGUUCAUUGUGAUUGAUAUUCUUAUUGAUAUAAUCAGAGAAAAAGGUGUGGACUGUGAUAUUGAUGUUCCAAAGACCAUUCAGAUGGUGAGAUCACAGCGGUCAGGAAUGGUUCAGACAGAAGCACAGUACAGGUUUAUUUACAUGGCAGUACAGCACUACAUUGAAACGCUACAGCGCAGAAUCGAGGAGGAGCAGAAGAGCAAGAGGAAAGGUCAUGAAUACACAAACAUUAAAUAUUCUUUAUCGGACCAGACAAGUGGGGAUCAGAGCCCUCUUCUACCCUGUACCCCAACCCCAGCGUGUCCAGAAAUGAGAGAAGAUAGUGCUAGAGUAUAUGAAAAUGUGGGGCUGAUGCAACAGCAGAAGAGUUUCAGAUGAGAAGAUGUACAGAGACUUCCAUGCAAAGGCAGAAAUGAAUAUGGUUUUUAAAAAGGUCAAGAAAGAGAUGGAAGAAGCUUCACAUGAACGGUGAACUCUGAGGGCUUGGUACCUUUUCAUUUACGGUUUUAAUCCUUCAACAGUAGGCAAAACUUCAGACCAUCUAAAGAUUGUUGAUCUCUCUUCUCUCCAAUACCUGAUUUACAAUUGCUCGUUUUCCAAAUAAAAGGAAAUCCUUCUACAAUGUAGACA
This is a messenger RNA of Neopsephotus bourkii (Bourke's parrot), 2222 nucleotides long. It is a transcript of the gene PTPN11, whose product is annotated as protein tyrosine phosphatase non-receptor type 11. The transcript has 16 exons. Lineage: Eukaryota; Metazoa; Chordata; Aves; Psittaciformes; Psittacidae. Bases 189 to 1970 code for a protein of 593 amino acids. The record is from RefSeq and is a predicted model, not a curated record. Gene Ontology annotation, molecular function: protein tyrosine phosphatase activity. Gene Ontology annotation, biological process: protein dephosphorylation.